Molecule: messenger RNA, 1007 nt
Organism: Oenanthe melanoleuca
Lineage: Eukaryota; Metazoa; Chordata; Aves; Passeriformes; Muscicapidae
Product: retinoic acid receptor RXR-beta-like
Exons: 4
Biological process (GO): regulation of transcription by RNA polymerase II; cellular response to corticotropin-releasing hormone stimulus
Cellular component (GO): nucleus; transcription regulator complex
Molecular function (GO): zinc ion binding; RNA polymerase II cis-regulatory region sequence-specific DNA binding; nuclear glucocorticoid receptor binding
Source: RefSeq, a predicted model, not a curated record
AUGCGCCGCGCCCCGGCCCCGCCGCCGCCGCCGCCGCAAACUUUCCGCGGGGCCGUGAACCGGGAGGAGGAGGAGGAGGAGGAGAGCGGGCAGAAGCAGCACCGGGAGCAGAACCGGGAGAAGAACCAGGAGGAGGAGGAGAAGAACCGGGAGCAGAGCCGGGGGAACUACUGGGAGCAGAACCGGGAGCGGGAGCAGAACCGGGAGGAAAAGAAACACCGGGAGCAGCCCCGGGAGGAAGAGGAGCCUCGGGAACCGAACCGGGGGCAGCCCCGGGAACCGAACCGGGAGCAGAACCGGGAGGAAGAGAAGCCCCGGGAACAGAACCGGGAGGAAGAGGAGCCUCGGGAGCAGAACCGGGGGCAGCCCCGGGAGGAAGAGGAGCCCCGGGAGCAGAACCGGGAGGAAGAGCAGCCCCGGGAGCAGAACCGGGGGCAGCCCCGGGAGGAAGAGGAGCCCCGGGAGCAGAACCGGGGGCAGCCCCGGGAGGAAGAGCAGCAGCCGCAGCCGCCCCGCGAGGCUCCGCUCCAUGCGGCGCUGAGCCCCGCCGAGCCCCGCGGAGCCAUGGCCAUGGUGGCCGGCGCUUGGGGCGAACCGAACGGCGGCGGCGGCGGCGGCCCCGGAGCCGGUGGCGGCGGCGGUGGCCCGGAGGAGGCGGCGUCCCCCGGUGGCGGCGGCAGCGACGCGGAGCACGGCGAGGAGGAGCGGCCCGGGGCCGGCGCGGACUGCGUGGUGUGCGGGGACAAAUCCAGCGGGAAGCACUACGGGGUGUUCACCUGCGAGGGCUGCAAGAGCUUCUUCAAACGCAGCAUCCGCAGGAACCUCAGCUACACCUGCAGAUCCAACCGGGAUUGCCAGAUCGACCAACACCACCGGAACCAGUGCCAGUACUGCCGCCUCAAGAAGUGCUUCCGAGUGGGAAUGAGGAAGGAAGGUAUGGAAAAAAUUCCCAAAAAUCCCGAGGAAUCCCAGGAAUGCCGGAUUUUGGCAACGAAUCCCGGAUUUUG